Vigna umbellata (rice bean) is the source of this 3577-nucleotide messenger RNA. NCBI's taxonomy places the organism in Eukaryota, Viridiplantae, Streptophyta, Magnoliopsida, Fabales, Fabaceae. The record is from RefSeq and is a predicted model, not a curated record.
ACACGCGCAAUGUGGCAUCUCAGGUGAGGCGAAAGAUGCUAAAACCCUAAGCAGAGUAAGCGGAAAGAACCGUGGGAACCCUUUUGCCUUCACCAAACGCAGUCUUUGUCUUCUUCCUUCACCAAAAAUCGUUAUCUUCCCCGCCACCGCGAUUCCCAUUCUUCACAGAUAUCAGAACUCAAUGGAGCCACCUGCACAAAAGUGGCUCCUACCUAGGUCACGCAUGCGCCAGAGAACCACUAAAAUCCACUACACAGGUUCAAGCAGGUAGCCAUAGCGGAAUCCAUGACACAGCACAAUCUUCGUUUCCCACCUUGUUCAUCCAGAAGCCCUUACAAUCAAUAAAUCACGUUUAUAAUCGAACUGCGUCUUUAUCUCAGCAGUAUUUAUUCUGCCAUAUUUCAGAAUCCCCGUCACUCGCAUUGAUUGCGAACUUAGAAGUGUGGCGUCGUGGAUAGAGAGAUCCAAGGCCCAGGCUGGCCCAACGAAGAAAAAGCCCGAAUCGCGUGCACGUUUGGCGAAUUAGAACCGAUGUUAUCUACUUGGAACCCAUGGGUUCGAUCAGAAUGGCCGAAGCCUGGUUCGUCAAGAUCGCGUGCACCAUUUUCGUUCGCUCUUCCUCGGUGGACCCUUUCCUGGGCUAUUUAAGUAAGCACCUGACCCCUUCGCUCGUUUACGAGGUCGUGAAUAAGCUGCACAUUCCCAAUUUGGGUUUUAAGUUCGUUGAAUUCAGUAGACACGAGUUGCACAUGAGUCACUCUUAUUUGACGUAUAAUCUGCUCUUGAGGUCACUUUGUGGAUCGAAUCUUCACAGUGCCGCGAAAUUGGUGUAUGAUUGGAUGAGGUGUGACGGGCAGAUUCCUGAUAAUUGGUUGCUAGGGUUUUUGGUUUCUUCGUACGCCGUUGUUGGUAGGUUAGAUAUUUCGAAGGAACUGCUUGCGGAUGUUCAAUGUAAUUGUAAUGUUGGAGUCAAUGCUGCUGUGUACAAUGACUUGUUCAACGUUAUGAUUAGGCAGAAUAAGGCACUUGAUGCGGUUUUUCUGUUUAGGGAGCUUAUCAGGUUGCGGUAUAAACCGGUAACCUACACAGUCAAUAUUUUAAUGCGAGGGUUGUGCAGGGCCGGGGAAAUUAGCGAGGCUUUUAAGCUUCUUGAGGAUAUAAGGAGUUUUGGUUGUUUGCCAGAUUUAAUUACCUAUAAUACUCUUAUUCAUGGUUUGUGUCGGAUUAGUGAGGUGGAUAGAGCUAGAAGUUUGCUAAAGGAAAUUUGUUUGAAUGGGGAGUUUGACCCUGAUGUUGUUAGUUACACGACGAUAAUAGGGGGUUAUUGCAAGUUGGGUAUGAUGGGGGAGGGGACUUUGCUUUUUGAUGAAAUGAUUAGAUCUGGAGCUGUGCCUAAUACGUUUACCUUUAACGCUCUUAUUGAUGGAUUUGGGAAGUUGGGUGACAUGGCCUCUGCACAAGCCUUGUGUGGGAAAAUGCUUCUUAAUGGCUGUCCACCUGAUGUUGCUACUUUCACUUCUCUAAUCAAUGGGUAUUUUCGAGUUGGGAAGGUGCACCAAGCAAUGGACAUGUGGCAUAAAAUGAACGACAAAAAUAUUUGUGCGAGUUUAUAUACAUACUCUGUUCUUGUCAGUGGCCUUUGCAAUAAUAACAGACUACACGAAGCUCGGGACAUUUUGGGACUGUUGAAUGGUAAGGACAUUGUUCCACAGCCAUUUAUCUAUAAUCCUGUUAUUGAUGGAUAUUGUAAAUCCGGCAAUGUUGACGAGGCUAAUAAAGUUGUAGCAGAAAUGGAAAUGAAUAGAUGCAAGCCGGAUAAGUUAACAUAUACCAUUCUUAUUAUUGGGCAUUGUAUGAAAGGGAGAAUGCUUGAAGCAAUUAGUAUCUUUGAUAAGAUGUUGGCUGUUGGUUGUGCCCCGGAUGAAAUCGCUGUAAAUAAUUUAAGAUCCUGUCUUUUGAAGGUUGGAAUGGCCCGUGAAGCUGCCCGUGUUAAGGAGGUUAUUGGUCAGAACCUGCCCUGCAGUACUAUAUCGUUGAAGAAAUCUUAUAACAAAAGCACACAUGCAGAUGUUCCUGUUGCUGUUAUUGAAGUGCUAUUGCAAACCAGUGGUUAGACAGGUCUUGGACCAUAUACCUUGAGUGCUGGGUGCACGUGUCUCCAGUGUGGAUCAAAGUAAUGCUAUCAUCAGAGGCAGAAUGCCUCUUUUUUGUUCUGGGGAUUGUAUUUACAUCGCAUGGUAAUUCUCUCCAAGUUUCAGCUGAUUAUUUUUGGACCCGGAGUUAGGCGGUUUUCUGCGCAUGGAUUAGUGGUUAAAAUCACUCUGCAAGAUCUGGUAAGCUUUGCCACUUGAGUUACUGAGUUUUGAGCCAUAUGGGAAGUUGGUUAUCCGUUUGCAUAGGACAAAGUAUUUCAUCAUGGGGUUUCUCCGCAAGACGCUUUUAUUGAGAUAUCUCAAUUGGUACAAAGGGUGCUUGAUGGGUUCUAGGUGAUUUGAACUUGCCACUUUUGGCUCAUUAUUUUUGGACCGAAUUAAUGCAUAGAAAAUAGGCUUAUGUUCUAGGAUACCUACCAAACCAAUGAGAAAUGGUUUGCUCACAAAUGUAGACUUCUAUUUGAUGAAGAGGUAACUUAUCUUUCGUUUAUACACGAAUCCAUCAAUUGCAUGUUGGCUGUGGUGCAUUAACUAUAAGUCGGUGCUGUUAAUAUUAGAUAGAUGAUUAGAGUUAAUGAAUAUGAUGUGAUGUGAGAAGCAUGGGUAACCGAUUAAUGUGUAUCUUUCACCAUAGCUAUCUCUAGAUUAUCAAUACAUCAAUACCUAUUCUUCAAUACUUCUCACGUAAACUGAAUUAGAUUGUCUUAUGUAAAGGAUAGGACGUGUAACAAGAUAAAAGUGAUGAGAUGUAUUAUAGUACCUUAUUCUUUAAGACCAAUAUUGCUGUGUUAUUCGAGUUAGGAAUAUAAAAAAUCGCGCUUAAUAUAUUAUUUUUAAAUUCACUUUCGUUUCUCCCAGCGUUGAUUUUAUUCCACUGUUGUUUUUUUCACUCUAUUUCUCUGUAAACUAUUUGGGUGGUUUUUUUUAGUGUUGUAUAUAUUUCUUCAUGAACAUGUCGAUUAACGAUGAAGAAGUACAAUAAUAAGGUGUACGAGUUAGAAUCGUUAAGAAAAUAAAGAGAUUUUCUAAAUCAAUGAUACCGAAAGGGCAAAAAUGAGUCAUUGGGUCCCAAAGAACGGCUAUGCCUUAUAGUCCCUUCAGAGAAAACGGCACUGAAAUCGUUACUUGUGCAGAGAGAGAGGCAAGGGGUUGGAAUUUUUGUGCAAGGUUCAACUAUAGGCUAUAGCCCCAUCACUUGGAUGGGGAGAUGAAGACAACCCCGCCAGCUACUUGCAUGAGGCAUUUACAAAAUCUUGUGCAGAGGUAGAGAAGGAACUAACAUACAAGAAUGACCUUAAGUACAGGUGUGUCUGUGAUGUAUUAGUGGAUAGCACAUCAAAGAUAUUAACCAUUCUAUAUGUAUUAAUGGAUAUUGAUUUUGAUGGGGAAAAUAUAUUUUUUUAGUCUUUUUAUUGUAUAUUUAU